UGCAUUUCCCACUGCACCUGGCACACCAGACAUGCUCAAUAGACACCGGCUGCUGCUGUUGCUCUGAUUUUAUUCUUUUAUCAGUUAUGCAACCAAAUUCUAAGGAGCACUCAGUAUAUGUCAGAACCUGUACUAGGAACGUAGGGGUAUCAUAGUAUAAGACAUGUAUUUGGCCUCAAAGAGGUUUAAAUCUAUUUCAAGAGAGAAGAGAAACCAAUAAAAUAGUUCAUAAGCAUGUUAAUUUGUCAGGUUUUUAAAACCUGUCAAAAUGCUCUAAAAUCUCACUCUGCCACUGUGCCUCUUAAAUACGGCCUCCACUUGGCUGCAUCUUCCGGCCCAGUGUUUGGCUUGAUAAGCCAGUCAUCAAGAGACAUGGACUGGGCUUUGGGAAGCCUGCAUGGGCCUCCCUCCCUCACGCCAGCACAGCACCAGGCACAGCCGACGCCUCAGCCCCGAGUCUCCCACCCCCAGGUGCCAGGGCCUGAGCUCCGUCCGGCUUCUCCAGGCCUUGCUGACCAGAGGACCCUGCACUAAGGAGUGAGGACUUCAGCCCCACCCUGGCCCUGGGCAACAGGAAUUCUGCCAUGAGUCCAGCCUGCCCUAAAAGGCUCCCAAAAGGGGAAUACAGGAUGGGGGCGGGCCAGAGGCAAGAGGCAGCCAAAGGCAUUUGUCCAGGAGAGGUGGGAGUGACCACACCUAGGAGGAGUCAGGAACAGGGAAUUCAGACAGCCUAGAAGAUCAAAUUCCUCCAAGGUGAACUCUGAUACAAAGUUGGUGCAGCGAGGCCCGAGAAAGGAGAGACAGAGGGGAAGACCCUGCCGGGCCAACCGCCCUUUGGCCCACACUGCAGAGAGGCCAGCAGCACAGCAGUGCCCACACCUGCCUGCCCUGCCUGCCCUCCUUGGCUCUCGUGGUGCCUGACAGGAUUGCUGGGGAGAAAGGAGGCAAUGGAGCCAGACAGGACUCAGAUAAAUCUUGACCCCAGGUACACAGCAGAUCUUCUGGAGGUGCUGAAGACCAAUCACAGCAUCCCGUCUGCCUGCUUCUCUCACCCUCCCACGGCAGCCCAACUCUUGAGAGCAUUGGGCCCUGUGGAAAUUGCCCUCACGAGCAUCAUGACCUUGCUUGUCCUGGGUUCAAUUGUCAUCUUCCUGGAAGAUGCUGUCUACCUAUACAAGAACACCCGCUGCCCCAUCAAGAGGAGGACUCUGCUCUGGAGUAGCUCUGCACCUACGCAGGUAGUGUCUGUGUUCUGCUGCUUUGGUCUCUGGAUUCCUCGUUCCCUCAUGCUCGUGGAAAUGGCCAUAACCUCGUUUUAUGCUAUAUGUUUUUACCUGCUGAUGCUGGUCAUGGUGGAGGGCUUUGGUGGGAAGGAGGCAGUAGUGAGGACACUGAAGGACACCCCGAUGAUAAUCCACACAGGUCCCUGCUGCUGCUGUUGCCUCUGUUGCCCAAGGCUCAUGCUCACCAGGAGGAAGCUUCAGUUGCUGAUGUUAGGCCCAUUCCAGUAUGCCUUCUUCAAGAUAACGCUGGUCCUGGUGGGCUUGUUUCUCAUUCCUGAUGGCAUCUACGACCCAGCAGAUAUUUCUGAGAAGAGUGCAGCUCUGUGGAUUAACACUUUCCUUGGUGCGUCUACACUAUUCGCCCUCUGGACCCUGGGCAUCCUUUUCCGUCAAGCUAAGCUGCACCUGGGUGAGCAGAACAUAGGAGGCAAAUUUGCUCUAUUCCAGGUGCUCGUCGUCCUGACUGCCCUGCAGCCCUCCAUUUUCUCAAUCUUGGCCAAUGGCGGGCAGAUUGCUUGUUCACCUCCCUUUUCUUCUAAAAUCAGGUCUCAAGUAAUGAAUUGCCACCUCCUCAUACUGGAGACUUUCCUGAUGACUGUGCUGACACGAAUGUACUACCGAAGGGAAGACCACAAGGUUGGGUAUGAAACUUUCCCUUCUCCAGACCCGGACUUAAACAUCAAAGCCUAAGGUGAAUGGCUUGGACAAUGAAAGAGAUGCUGUACUUAUUAGAAGAGCAGCACAAGAUUCCUUUACUGUUCCUUUGACCUUGACCAAAUGAGGAAGGAUUCCCAUUAUCAGCACAAGCUGUCAGAUUACAUUUGACUAUAAAGAUGAAGGUGAACUAUACAAUAGGAUGAAAUUGUUUUGGAUCUUGCCCAGGGAAGGUGUUUUAAGUUUUGUAAUAAAUAAACAAGAUGAAGUCUGAAACUCUGUAA
Microcebus murinus (gray mouse lemur) is the source of this 2221-nucleotide messenger RNA. Lineage: Eukaryota; Metazoa; Chordata; Mammalia; Primates; Cheirogaleidae. The record is from RefSeq and is a predicted model, not a curated record.